CCCGCUCGAGCUACAUUUCCGCAGCACUGCAAACACGAGAUCUCAGAGAAAAACGAGAUCCAUGGCGAAGAAGAAGCAGAGGCCAACGCCAGAAACCCUAACCCUAACCCAAGAAUUCCCAUGGUCAACCAAAACCCUGACCCCACCAACAACAGCCCUAAUCCUCCUCUUCUCCCUCCUCGUCCGCGUCCUCGUCUCCCUCGGCCCUUACUCCGGCCAGUCAACGCCGCCAAUGUACGGAGACUACGAGGCUCAGCGCCAUUGGAUGGAGAUCGCCCUCAAUUUGCCCAUUAAAGAUUGGUAUCGUAAUUCUACGGCUAACAAUCUCUCUUACUGGGGGCUUGAUUACCCUCCUCUCACUGCUUAUCAGAGUCUUUUCCAUGGGUUUGCACUCAAUUCCUCGGCUCCGGAGGCGGUGGAGCUUGGUUCUUCGAGAGGGUUCGAAUCGUAUCGAUCGAAGCUGAUGAUGAGAUGGACUGUGAUUACGUCGGAUUUGAUGGUGUUUUUCCCGUCGGUGUUGUGGUUUGUGUGGGUUUACUGCAAGGGGAAGGAGGAGGAGUCCUCACCUUGGCUGUUGGCGAUGAUUUUGUUGAACCCUUGUUCGAUUUUGAUUGAUCAUGGGCAUUUUCAGUAUAAUUGUAUUAGUCUUGGAUUGACACUUGGAGCGAUUGCUGCUGUUUUGUCGAGGAAUGAGAUUCUUGCUGCUGUUCUCUUCAGUCUUGCUAUCAAUCAUAAGCAGAUGAGUAUGUACUUUGCACCAGCAUUUUUCAGUCAUCUUCUUGGGAAAUGCCUUCGGCGGCAGAAUCCAAUCCUUCAUAUCAUGAAACUUGGUAUCGUUGUCUUAGCUACAUUUGCACUUGUGUGGUGGCCAUAUUUGUAUUCACUGGAUGCAAUAAAGGAGGUUCUUUCUCGAUUAGCUCCCUUCGAAAGAGGAAUAUACGAGGAUUAUGUUGCCAACUUCUGGUGCAGUACCUCAGUCAUUUUAAAAUGGAAGAGAUUAUUUUCAAUACACUAUCUGAAGUCUCUCAGUUUAUUCGCCACGGUUUUUGCCUUUCUUCCUUCCCUCAUUCAGCAAAUCAAAGCUCCAAGCAAUCACGGUUUCCUAUACGCUCUACUAAACAGUUCAUUUGCCUUUUACUUGUUCGCUUACCAAGUUCAUGAGAAAUCGAUUAUGCUGCCUCUUCUACCUGCAAGCCUUUUAGCGAAAAAGGAACCUCUCCUCUUCGGGUGGUCAGUAUUUUAUGCUCUUCUUUCAAUGUUUCCUCUUAUUUCACGGGAUCAAUUGGUCCUGCAAUACUUGGCCCUUUUUGCUCUCUUCGGUCUCAUAUACUACUCACCUGGUGGGAGAUGCAACACAAAAGAAGAGAGGUUAUCUAUCAGAACUAAAGCAUUGAUGAGCUUGCCAUUAUCAUGCUCAUUUGUGCUUCACAGCAUUUAUUUGGUAGUGCAGCCUCCAGCGAGGUAUCCUUUUCUCUUUGAGGCCUUGAUUAUGUCUCUUUGCUUCUCUCAGUUUGUGAUCUUGACUUGUUAUACCAACAUUAAGCAAUGGAGGUUAGACUCCUCUGAUGCGGAAAUGAGAGGGAAAAAGGAUACCUGAUCCAAUAACAUCCAGUAAAUUUUUUGUAAUGCUGGAUUUGUUCUACUGUAAUAUUACUAAUUUAACCACAGAUGAGCCUUAUCGACAAUGAAGUGCCUUUUUGUUGUUCAGUCAAACUUUUCUAAUAUACAUCUGUCAUAUUACUUUCCUUCGA
This is a messenger RNA of Asparagus officinalis (garden asparagus), 1751 nucleotides long. RefSeq names its product probable dolichyl pyrophosphate Man9GlcNAc2 alpha-1,3-glucosyltransferase. Gene Ontology annotation, biological process: protein N-linked glycosylation. The coding region runs from base 62 to 1597 and encodes 511 amino acids. Gene Ontology annotation, molecular function: dolichyl pyrophosphate Man9GlcNAc2 alpha-1,3-glucosyltransferase activity. The record is from RefSeq and is a predicted model, not a curated record. The transcript is spliced from 6 exons. Lineage: Eukaryota; Viridiplantae; Streptophyta; Magnoliopsida; Asparagales; Asparagaceae. Gene Ontology annotation, cellular component: endoplasmic reticulum membrane.